UACAACACUCGCUAAGAAAAAGGCAAAAGUGUUAAUUAGGUCAUCUUUUUUUGUUUUGUUUUUAAAGAGAGGGAAGGGUUUCAUUUUUUUCUCAUUUAGUCGCCCCUCUCUCUCGACCUAGGGUUUUAGAUUUUUUUUAGCUGCUUUAAAAAUCCCUCAAAAUAUGAGCAACGACAAGGAUAACUUCGCCAUGGCCGAUCUUACCGCCGCUCUUAAGGACGGGGAUCGAGAUGGACUUGUUAACGCACUCAAGAACAAGCUACAGAACUUGGCUGGCCAGCAUACUGAUAUGCUUGAGAGUUUGUCUCCUGUUGUUAGAAAACGUGUUGAGGUUCUCCGAGAGGUUCAGAGCCAACAUGAUGAAUUAGAGGCAAAAUUCUUUGAGGAGAGAGCAGCACUUGAAGCCAAAUAUCAAAAAUUGUAUCAACCAUUAUACAGCAAGAGAUAUGAUAUUGUGAAUGGAGCUGUUGAAGUUGAUGGAACUACAAAGGAGGCAGCGAUGGACAAAGAAGGGGAUGAAUCUGCCGAAGAAAAGGGAGUUCCUGAUUUCUGGCUCACUGCAAUGAAAAACAAUGAAGUGUUAGCGGAGGAGAUUACGGAGCGAGAUGAAGGAGCUCUCAAGUACCUGAAAGAUAUUAAGUGGUGUAGGAUAGAUGAUCCCAAGGGAUUUAAGCUUGAUUUCUUCUUUGAUACCAACCCUUAUUUCAAGAACACUGUCUUGACCAAGACAUAUCACAUGAUUGAUGAAGAUGAGCCUAUUCUUGAGAAAGCAAUAGGGACUGAGAUUGAGUGGUAUCCAGGCAAAUGCUUAACUCAGAAGCUUCUUAAGAAGAAGCCUAAAAAGGGAUCAAAGAAUGCCAAGCCCAUCACUAAAACUGAGGACUGUGAGAGUUUCUUCAACUUCUUCAAUCCCCCUCAGGUUCCUGAGGAUGAUGAUGAAAUCGACGAAGAUACUGCCGAGGAGCUUCAAAACCAGAUGGAACAAGAUUAUGAUGUUGGGUCAACCAUUCGAGACAAGAUAAUUUCUCAUGCCGUGUCGUGGUAUACGGGUGAGGCUAUCCAAGGUGAUGACCUUGAUCUAGAUGACGACGAUGAUGAGGAUGAUGAUGAUGAACUAGAUGAUGAAGAUGAUGAAGACGAGGAGGACGAGGAAGAAGAUGAGGAUGAAGAGGAUGAGGAUGAAGUCAAAACCAAGAAGAAGCCAUCCGCUGGAAACAAGAAGGGUGGAAGGACACAAAUCGGAGAUGCUCAGCAGGGUGAGCGGCCUCCGGAGUGCAAGCAACAGUAGAGUUGGAUUGGUUGUGUGCAUGUGAAGUAGCUGAGUUUGAUUGAUGUGUGGAAGACUACAGAAAGAGAGGGAGGGGAUUUGAAGUUUUGGAUGGUUCUUUAUUUUUUAUUUAUUUAUAUUUUGCUAAAGUUAUCAUUAUGAAGGACUGGGUUUGAAGUUUUCUUCUUUCCUUUUACCCUCUUGGUUUGGAAAGAAUGUUAUAAAAUAGUUAGGAGAAUGUAUUUUGAGAUUCUGCUUCAUCUUUUGUGUUGUUUUAUAUCAAAAUCUUUAUUUAUCUUA
Mercurialis annua (annual mercury) is the source of this 1567-nucleotide messenger RNA. Its product is annotated as nucleosome assembly protein 1;3. Bases 164 to 1288 code for a protein of 374 amino acids. Gene Ontology annotation, molecular function: chromatin binding; histone binding. NCBI's taxonomy places the organism in Eukaryota, Viridiplantae, Streptophyta, Magnoliopsida, Malpighiales, Euphorbiaceae. Gene Ontology annotation, biological process: somatic cell DNA recombination; nucleosome assembly. The transcript is spliced from 12 exons. Gene Ontology annotation, cellular component: nucleus; chromatin. The record is from RefSeq and is a predicted model, not a curated record.